GACAGGGACUUCGGCUAUCGCCCCAAUCUACAUGGUUCCAGAGGGACUGCGAAAAUUAAGGCAAAAGAGAGGCGGAGAUCAGAGAGAUCGAGAGAGAAGAAGAAGAGAAAGGAGGAAGCAGCCGGUGAAAAUGGAGGCGGUGGUGUAUGCGCUGUCGCCGUUCCAGCAGAAGAUAAUGACGGGGCUGUGGGAGGAUCUGCCCAACAAGAUUCACCACAAUAUCUCCGAGAACUGGAUCAGCGCCACCGUUCUCGCCCCUCUCGUCGGCACCUACACGGUACUAAUUGAAAACGAAAGGGAACUCCAAGCAACUUCGCAAGUAAUGGGAAUACGGCACCAAUCGGAACUUCCCAAAAGAGGAAAAAGGUCCACAGAAGAAAGUCUCUCACGGCUAAGGUGAUGGAGUGGUUGACAACUUGGUAUUCAAAAACAAACGAAAAGAAACGGAGAAAAAAAGGAGGGCAUGCCGAUGAGUAGCCGUUUGAGACUGCAAAAAGGCAACGGCCGAUUGACUUUUUUUAGGAGUGGAAUGAUUAGGGGAUUGCUUUUGGAGGGGGAAGAUGAAUAUAUUCAAAUUGCCUGUGGACGCAUUA
Eucalyptus grandis is the source of this 593-nucleotide messenger RNA. RefSeq lists its product as uncharacterized. The transcript has 2 exons. Gene Ontology annotation, biological process: mitochondrial electron transport, ubiquinol to cytochrome c. The record is from RefSeq and is a predicted model, not a curated record. Lineage: Eukaryota; Viridiplantae; Streptophyta; Magnoliopsida; Myrtales; Myrtaceae. The coding region runs from base 32 to 400 and encodes 122 amino acids.